UGCUGCAGUCGGCCGGCUGAGGGACGGCCGCCAUGGCGCUGUCGGCCGCCGGGGCCUACCUGACGCACCAGCAGAAAGUGCUGCGGCUCUACAAGCGCGCCCUGCGUCACCUCGAGUCGUGGUGCAUCCACAGGGACAAGUACCGGUACUUUGCAUGUUUGAUGAGAGCGCGGUUUGAUGAACACAAGAAUGAGAAGGACAUGAUGAAAGCCACCCAGCUGCUGAAGGAGGCAGAGGAAGAGUUCUGGUGCCAUCAGCACCCCCAGCCGUACAUCUUCCCCGACUCUCCUGGGGGCACCUCCUAUGAGCGAUACGAGUGCUAUAAGGUUCCAGACUGGUGCCUGGAUUACUGGCAUCCUUCGGAGAAGGCCAUGUAUCCUGAUUACUUCGCCAAGAGGGAGCAGUGGAAGAAGCUGCAGCAGGAAAGCUGGGGACAAGAGGUUAAGCAGCUGCAGGACGAAACCCCACCUGGUGGUCCCAAGACAGAAGCUUUGCCCCCUGCCCGGAAGGAAGGGGAUUUGCCCCCACUGUGGUGGCAUGUCGUGACCAGACCCCGGGAGAGGCCCAUGUAGGGGAGACACUGCUCCGCUCUGGCUCGCAGGUGAAAUCAGUUAUGGGACGUAGACACACUUGCCCUAAUAAAAACAGCUUGGUGACCUGGGA
Messenger RNA from Ochotona princeps (American pika), 663 nucleotides. It is a transcript of the gene NDUFB9, whose product is annotated as NADH:ubiquinone oxidoreductase subunit B9. The coding region runs from base 33 to 572 and encodes 179 amino acids. The transcript is spliced from 4 exons. NCBI's taxonomy places the organism in Eukaryota, Metazoa, Chordata, Mammalia, Lagomorpha, Ochotonidae. Gene Ontology annotation, biological process: mitochondrial electron transport, NADH to ubiquinone. The record is from RefSeq and is a predicted model, not a curated record.